Messenger RNA from Desarmillaria tabescens, 1344 nucleotides. RefSeq names its product glycoside hydrolase family 18 protein. Gene Ontology annotation, biological process: carbohydrate metabolic process; chitin catabolic process. Gene Ontology annotation, cellular component: extracellular region. The transcript is spliced from 6 exons. Gene Ontology annotation, molecular function: chitin binding; chitinase activity. The coding region runs from base 1 to 1344 and encodes 447 amino acids. The record is from RefSeq and is a predicted model, not a curated record. NCBI's taxonomy places the organism in Eukaryota, Fungi, Basidiomycota, Agaricomycetes, Agaricales, Physalacriaceae.
AUGACGAUGCUUCCCAUUCUCUUACUACCAUUCUUUCCUCUUGCUUUGGCGGCACCGUAUUGCGCCCUAACAGCUGGUUCUGUUUCCGCUACUUCAUCUGCUUCCACUCCAGCUGCGACGUCGAAAUGCACUUCUAGCGCCAGCACCAGGGCCACCACGAAUGGCACUUCUGACUUCAUGUCUGCCGCAUGGUAUCCUGGCUGGCAGGAAGAUUACCCACCAGCCGAUAUCCCAUGGGAAAAGUACACCCUCAUGACAUUUGCCUUUGGUACAACUACAUUCGAUCCAUCCGUGAUUGCUUUGGACUCACUGAGUGAGUCGAGGCUUCCCGACUUUGUGGCAAACGCUCAGGCUAACAAUGUCUCCGCCCUAUUGUCCAUCGGUGGUUGGACGGGAUCCCGUGGCUUUUCUCCAGCAGUUGCCACCGCCGAGAACCGCACCACGUUCAUUCAGACCAUCGUCAACCUUGUCAACACUUACAAUCUGACUGGUAUCGACUUUGACUGGGAGUAUCCCAACAAGGACGGCAUCGGGUGCAACGUCGUCUCCGCCAAUGACUCCGCCAACUUCCUCACCUUCCUUCAAGAGCUUCGUCAAGAUGAGACUGGUUCCAAGUUGUACCUUUCAGCCGCUGUUGGUAUCACUCCCUUCGCUGGUUCUGAUGGCGAGCCGAUGACCGAUGUCUCCGAGUUCGCGCAAUAUUUGGACCAUAUUGCUAUCAUGGCUUACGACAUCUGGGGCUCUUGGUCCACCACUGUUGGUCCCAACGCUCCCCUUAACGACACAUGUGCCACGAACGGAGUGGGUUCCGUCGUUUCAGCAGUGAAAGCAUGGACAACCGCUGGGUUCCCUGCCAGCCAGAUCGCUGUAGGCGUUGCAUCUUACGGCCACAGCUUCCACGUUGACGACUCCAAUGCGCUCGCCUCCAACGGUUCUCUGAAGCUCUACCCGACAUUCGAUGCUUCACAGCAACCUGCUGGUGAUAGUGAUAAUAUCACCACCGCCACUCAGUCCACCGACAUUUGUGGUAAUCCCGGCGGAAUCAGCGGUGUCUUCAACUUCUGGGGUCUCAUUGACGGUGGCUUCCUCACUGAAAAUGGCACAGCUGCUGAGGGGAUAGAUUACAUCUUUGAUGACUGCAGUCAAACUCCCUACGUAUACAACUCAACCUCCCAAGUGAUGGUCUCCUUUGAUGAUGCUACCUCUUUCGCCGCGAAGGGGCGGUACAUUAGUGACACUGGACUGAAGGGCUUCGCGAUGUGGAACGUCGCUGGUGACUCGAAUGAUAUAUUGCUUGAUGCAAUUAACGAAGCCCUUGGUACGACCGUGGAUGACGAAUGUUAA